UAUCCUACAACUCAUCUGCCUGCCUCUGCUUCUGAAGUGUUUGGAUUAAAGGAAAUGUUGUCCUUCUCAGAUGUGGCCAUCGAGUUCUCUCCAGAAGAGAGAGAAUGUCUGGAGCCUGCUCAGUGGAAUCUGUACAGGGAUGUGAUGUUGGAGAAUUACAGCCACCUUGAGUUCCUGGGUCUUGCUGUCCCUAAGCCACACCUGGUGACAUUUCUGGAGCAAAGACCAGAGCCUUCAGAUGGGGAGAGACAAGCAGCAGCCACCGUGCACCCAGGGUCAAUGCCUGAAGAUUAUAGUAUUUGCUCCAAGGCCAUUGAUUAUAACUCACAAUAUAUUCAAUGCCAGAGAAUUCGUACAAGGGAGAAACCCUACAAGUGUGAAGAAUGUGGUAAGGCCCUUAGUUCUCAUAAAGCACUUUCCACACACCAGAGACUUCACACUGGACAAAAACCCUACACGUGUAAAGAAUGUCACAAGGCCUUCAAUACUCGCUCAUCACUUUUUAUACACCAGAAAAAUCAUACUGAUGAAAAAACCUACAAGUGUGGAGACUGUGGCAGAUCAUUUUACUAUCCUUCAGUGCUGAAGCAACAUCAAAGGAUUCAUUCUAGAGAGAAAACCUACAAAUGCGAAGAAUGCAGCAGGUAUUUUUGCUCAUCUUCAUACCUUAGACGACAUCAAAGAAAACAUACUGGAGAGAAACCAUUCAAGUGUGAGCAGUGCGGCAAGUGUUUCUGCUUCACAUCAUUCCUUCGGCAACAUCAAGCAAUUCACUGUGAAGACAGACACUACAAUUGUAUGGACUGUGGUAAAAGCUUUAACUCUCUUAUAUACCUUAGACGACAUCAAACAAUCCAUUCAGCACACAGUCCUUAUACCUGUGUACACUGCGGCAAAUGGUUUUUCUAUUCUAGGGAUGUUCAGGAUCAUCAAACAGUUCACACUGGAGAGAAACCCUACAAGUGUGACGAAUGUCACAAAGCCUUUCAUUAUCACUCAUCCCUUAAGACACACAAGAAAGUUCAUAUGGAAGAGAAACCCUACAAGUGUGAGGAGUGUGACAAAGCCUUUUAUUAUCACUCAUCCCUUUGGAGACACAAGAAAGUUCAUAAUGGAAUGAAACCCCACAAAUGUACAGAGUGUGACAGAUGUUUUAACUCAUCUGUAUCCCUUAGAGAACACCAAACAAUCCAUUCUGAAGAAACUUGUUAUACCUGUGCACACUGCAGCAAGAGGUUUUCAAAUUCAAGAUAUCUUCAGGAUCACCAAAGAGUUCAUACUGGAGAGAAACCCUACAAGUGUGAAGAAUGUCACAAAUCCUUUCAUUAUCAGUCUUCCCUUAGGAGACACAGGAAACUUCACACUGGAGAGAAACCCUACACGUGUUGAGAAUGUCACAAAACCUUUCAUCUUAACUCAUCUCUUAGUAGACACAAAAGACUUCGUACUGGAGAGAAUCCCUGCAAGUGUGAAGACCGUGACAGAUGCUUUUCUUCAUCUUCAUCCUUUCUACAGCAUAAAAUAAAUCAUUUUGUAUAGAAACCCUAAAAUUGUGGGGAAUUUAGCAAAGACUUUAUUAAUCUUAAUAUCCUUAUUCAAUGCAUGUCAUAGUUAAUACAGGGGAUAAAUCCAUCAAACGUCUUAAAAAGUUUACUUCUUCAAACCUGAAACCACAUCAGAUGAUUCAUUCAGACAGCAAACUUCAUGAGUGUGUGAAAUGUGAUAAAAUCUUUGCCAACAAAUCAGGGAUUAUCCACCUGAAAUAAGUUCAUCAUUUUGGGAUGUAAACAUCAACGUGUAACUUAACAAGAGCACAAAUACUAAGAAUGUCAUCAGAGAACAGCAGAGAGUUCUCUUUGCUGUAACUCCCAACAGUUUGUUCAAGCAGUGUGUUUGAAACUUGCCUUUGUUAAUAAGUCUCUAUCUUCUGUAACUAUAAAUGCUCCAUGAAACCUUGCCCAUGUCAUAGCUUUGUUCAUUGGUUGCCCAGAAUAUGAGAUCUGGGCUGUGGCAUCAUUACUGUUGUUUUUCCCAGUGGACUCAUCCAAGCUGUUGUAAUUCCUCCUUGGUGUAAGAAGCUCUGCCUCUCUGAGCUACCAGAUUUUCACCCAGCAUUUGAAUCUAUAUUGAUAAUCCUUAUUGGUAAAAUAAAAGGACAGAGACAGAGUUAAAACUGUAUAAAUACUCUUGCCAUCUAAGACAUCCACAGCCAGGCAGCAGCUGUGGCUGCAGAGGUGCAGCCAUCGGCUGAGGUAGUGAUAGUUUCAGGUGCAGCUGCUGUGCCUCAGAUAAAAACAGCAGUGCCCAUAGAGCAACAAUGGCAUUAAAGCUCUGGGGUAACCAAUCAUUUUUGACUGCAUUUGAAGUUCCUUCUACAAACUGUAACUCAUGUGAUGUUGAUUUGGUGAUAAACUUGUGGUGAUAAAUCCUAGGAAGGAUUUAAUGCAGUUAUUCUAAUGAGUGGACAGUAACUAAAUGAACCCAAGUUCUCAACUUUAUACCCACAGUCAGGCACCUCUCAGCCUUCACCAGAAUGUAUUAAUUGUGUGGUAGAUGGAGAAGACUACACAGAUGCAAAAUGAUCAAAGUGUGAAGAAUAUUCCUCUGUGGAGGCCCUAAUCCAAAGGUGACACCUGCAUCACACAUUGUCAGUGAUUUCCCUUGCACACAUCUGAAGCCAAAAGUCAUGGAGAAGAGUUGGAAAGAAUGUCAGAGCCCGGUACAGUAGAUGUGUACCCUGAAGCAGUAGAAAUGUUGAGACAUUUCUAAAACAGUGAAACAUUGAUAGAAAUCUUCAUACCAAUUAAUGCAUGAACACCCUGUGAUUAUGACUAUGUGGAUAACACUUAUAUAAGCUGAACCACAGCAUACAACAAGCAUGGCUAUAUAAUGGUAUAGGAGGUCCUUCUGUAUUUGUGUUGCUUUCCUUGGUUAAAUAAAGAAGCUGCCUUGGCCUUUUGAUAGGACAGUACUUAGAUAGGCGGGAAGACAGAACUGAAUGCUGGGAGGAGGAAGGCAGACAGGGAGAGCUGCCAUGAAAUCUCCAGUCAGAGACUCUGAAUCUUUCUCAGUAAGCCACAACCUCGUGGUAAUACACAGAUUAAUGGUAAUGGAUUAGAUCAGGAUGUGAGAGUUGGCCAAGGAGAGGCUAGAUAUAAUAGGCCAG
Molecule: messenger RNA, 3166 nt
Organism: Microtus oregoni (creeping vole)
Lineage: Eukaryota; Metazoa; Chordata; Mammalia; Rodentia; Cricetidae
Product: zinc finger protein 58-like
Exons: 4
Biological process (GO): negative regulation of transcription by RNA polymerase II
Molecular function (GO): DNA-binding transcription repressor activity, RNA polymerase II-specific
Source: RefSeq, a predicted model, not a curated record